This is a messenger RNA of Myotis lucifugus (little brown bat), 625 nucleotides long. RefSeq names its product FH1/FH2 domain-containing protein 3-like. The transcript is spliced from 5 exons. NCBI's taxonomy places the organism in Eukaryota, Metazoa, Chordata, Mammalia, Chiroptera, Vespertilionidae. Gene Ontology annotation, cellular component: cytoplasm; cytoskeleton. Bases 20 to 625 code for a protein of 201 amino acids. Gene Ontology annotation, molecular function: actin filament binding. Gene Ontology annotation, biological process: cardiac myofibril assembly; actin filament network formation; cortical actin cytoskeleton organization. The record is from RefSeq and is a predicted model, not a curated record.
UGUACCCUGGUCAAAUAUCAUGGAAAUCUUGGAGGAAAAAGACGGGGUCGACACAGAGCUGCUAGUUUAUGCGAUGACUUUAGUGAACAAGACGUUGUCAGGAUUGCCAGACCAAGAUACCUUCUACGACGUGGUGGACUGCCUGGAGGAGCUGGGCAUUGCGGCCGUGUCCCAGCGGCACUUGAACAAGAAAGGGACUGACCUGGACUUAGUGGAGCAGUUGAACAUUUAUGAGGUGGCACUGCGGCAUGAGGACGGUGAUGAGACGGCUGAGCCACCCCCCAGUGGGCGUCGGGACCGGAGGAGGGCCAGCCUGUGUUCCGGGGGCGGCGUGGGCGAGCAGCGGGGCCUGGACCGCAGGCGCAGCCGCAGGCACUCAGUGCAGAGCGUCAGGGGUCCCCUGUCGGCCCCCACCAGUCCCUGCUCCCAGGCGGCUCCAGGAUUCAAGCCCAGUCAAGUGCGGGAUCUCCGUGAAAAGGUGGAAGUCCUGCUCAUUUCAUUUGGGUGGAGCAUUUUCCCCAUCAUGGAGAUCCACCUGGAGCCAAAAGUGGAGGAGGGCAUUGGUCUGGGAGUGAUGUGCAAGACACUGUCCGUGUUGACACCCUUCUCUACCAUAGGCCUCUAG